Messenger RNA from Phycomyces blakesleeanus NRRL 1555(-), 594 nucleotides. RefSeq lists its product as hypothetical. The record is from RefSeq and is a predicted model, not a curated record. The coding region runs from base 1 to 594 and encodes 197 amino acids. The transcript has 7 exons. Lineage: Eukaryota; Fungi; Mucoromycota; Mucoromycetes; Mucorales; Phycomycetaceae.
AUGGCCUCUGAAAUCGUCCUUUUUUCUGUAAUGAUAGCUAAUAUGUUUCAAUCAAAGUUAUUCAUCCGAUUCACACUUAAUCUCGAUUGUGAGUAUAAUUUCUUAUCAUUAUUAUUGGUCUCCAAAAAGUCUAUGCAUGUAUAUAUAGUAAAAGAAAAGAAAGAUUUUGUUCUUAUUAAAUUACUCCAAAUCAGCUCCAUGGACCAUGUCAUUGAAGUAAACCAGCUGCUUGUGAUUUGGAUGCUUCAUGAUAUGUACAUUGAUCGGCAUAUAACUGGAUGGUAUAUACCAAUCCUAAGGGUUAGUGCUUACAUUUUGGACAGUACACUACAGCAACGAUAUUUUAGAGUUCUGCGUAUCUUGAUACUCGAUAAACCAAUGAUUAUUGAGUCGACAUUUAUCGACAUAAACUACAAGAAGACAAGGUUAUAUCCACUUUAUUCAAUAGAGUUUAUAGGAGAACAUGUAGUCAAAACAAAUUCUAUAGUAUCAUUUUACAAUAUUAUUAAGAAGUUGCAAGGAGCCAAAAUUACAAGAUUAGAUCAUUUUUACGAGAAUAUACUUACUUUGAGUGAAUACGAUUGGACCAAUUAA